Molecule: messenger RNA, 540 nt
Organism: Orbilia oligospora ATCC 24927
Lineage: Eukaryota; Fungi; Ascomycota; Orbiliomycetes; Orbiliales; Orbiliaceae
Exons: 5
Coding region: 1-540 (179 amino acids)
Source: RefSeq, a predicted model, not a curated record
AUGCUAAAAAUCUGGUCUAUGAAGCAACAGCAGCAAGCUGCAUCUGCGGCUUCGGGAAAGAAGAAGGUUACUGCUGCUCAGUUACGGGUUCAGAAGGAUCUCGGAGAACUCUCGUUACCGUCGACGAUGAAGACUCAUUUCCCGGAUCCUGACGAUAUUCUUAACUUCACACUCACGAUCGAGCCAGAUGAGGGCAUGUACAAGGGCGGUGCUUUCAACUUCGAUUUCACCAUCAACCAGAACUUCCCACACGAGCCACCAAAGGUCCUUUGCAAGCAGAAAAUUUACCACCCAAAUAUCGAUCUGGAAGGGAAAGUCUGUCUUAAUAUCUUGAGAGAGGACUGGAAACCAGUGUUGAACUUGAAUGCUGUUAUUGUUGGGCUGCAGUACUUGUUCCUUGAGCCAAACGCAUCGGAUCCAUUGAAUAAGGAAGCCGCUGAGGAUUUGAAGACCAACCGGGACAACUUCAAGAGGAAUGUUCGAUCUUCCAUGGGCGGUGGAUACGUCAAGAAUAUCUCAUACGAUAAAGUCACGAAAUAA